ACCCUCGCCUCUUUUCGCUGCCGCAUUUCAGAAGCUACUCUGCAUAUGCGACCCGGUUCACACAAAUCGGAUCCGAACGACCCACUUCGAUGCUUGUUGUAUCUCUCGCUAGGUAACCGACCUUCGAUUCUCUGAGGAACCCUAAGCUCAGCUCCGAUCACGUCGCCAUGGGAGACUACAACGAUGCCUUUAUGCGCAACCAACAAAACGCCGCCGUUCAAGGCCGCACCAAAGUCCAGAACCGCGCCAACGUACAACAGCUCAAACUGAUUGGGCAGAGUCAUCCCACUGGUCUAACAACCAACCUAUUGAAGCUCUUUGAGCCUCGACCGCCUUUGGAGUUUAAACCGCCUCCCGAGAAAAGAAAAUGCCCGCCAUUAUCAGGGAUGGCGCAAUUUGUGAGUAGGUUUGCCGAGCCUGGAGAUGCUGAAUAUUCUCCACCCGUUAAAGAGGCUGAAACUCCUGUGCAAAGAAGGGCUAGAGUACAUAUGUUAAGAUUAGAGAAGGGUGCAGAAAAGGCUACCGAGGAGCUACAGAAAUAUAUUCCAAAUGAAGACCCAAAUAUUGCAGGAGAUCCUUACAAGACAUUAUUUGUGGCUAGACUUAGUUAUGAGACCACAGAGAGCAGAAUCAAAAGGGAGUUCGAGUCUUAUGGGCCAAUCAAGCGGGUUCGAGUAAUUGCUGACAAAGAGUCAAAUAAGCCUAGAGGAUAUGCUUUCAUUGAGUAUAUGCACACACGGGAUAUGAAAGCGGCCUAUAAACAAGCUGAUGGGAGGAAGAUUGAUGGUAGAAGGGUUCUUGUGGAUGUUGAACGUGGUAGAACUGUCCCAAAUUGGCGUCCUCGACGACUUGGGGGUGGACUAGGAACUACCAGAGUUGGAGGUGAAGAUGUUAAUCAGAGAUAUUCAGGAAGGGAGCAGGUGCAGUCGGGAGGACCACCACCACACUCUGAGGAGCCAAGGGCACGAGAGGAUAGACAUGCUGAUCGGGAUAGGGAAAAAUCCCGUGAAAGGGGAAGGGACAAAGAGAAGGAACGGGAGAAGUCUGGUGAACACUCGCAUGACAGACACAGGGAUCGCGAGCAUAGAGAGGAUAGACACCAUAGGGACCGUGACAGAGAUAGGGACAGGGAAAGAGACCGAGGUCGUGAUCGAGCACGUGAUCGUGAUAGAGACCGAGGUCGGGAUCGUGGUCGUGACCAUGAUCGACAUAGAGAACGUGAUAGAGAGCGUGAGCGCGGUCGAGACAGGGAGAGUGAGAGAGAUAUAGAUGUUGAAGACCAUGACCGUGAACAAGGCCGGUCUCGUGAUAGGGAGUCUAAUUAUGAUCGAGUUGAAUCAAAACAUGAGAGGGACCUGCAUGGUGAAAAGGAGCGGGAUUAUGAUCACACUGAACCCGAGGAUGAUCGUGGCUGGUAUGAACAAACCGAACAUGGGCAUAAGCAUCCAGACCAAGAUCUUGACCCUGAGCAAUAUGAGCAUCAUCGAAGUCGGGGACAAUAUGAUCGUAUGGAUAUCCAGGAUGACCAUGACCGAUAUGAUCAAUAUCCUGAUCGCAGUCAUCAAUAUGAUCGGAUGGAUGAGGAUGAUUACCAUUACGAACGUGCAACAUCUGAGUCCCGUGAAAGGGAGAGACCUCGAGAUCUGGAGCGUGAAUAUCGACGCUCAGAUAGGUCACUUUCUCGGGAGGACAAGUACUGAGGCUGCUAAUAAUGUUCAACUUGUGCGUUUGCUGGACUUCAGGGCUUCACUUAAUUAAAGCUCAGGGAUGGAUGUCUUUGGAUCAAUUUUCUUCUGUAUGGAUAUUGGACGCACCUUUUCAUUGGUGACUUAACUAUCUGUUCAAAGGUUUUGUGACUGAGCUGCUUGAGAUUCUGUUGUGUUUGGUGAUUUUUUUUGUUUUUGUUGUUUGAGAUGGAGUGAAACUUCAUGCUGGUUUUUA
Messenger RNA from Carya illinoinensis, 1941 nucleotides. Its product is annotated as U1 small nuclear ribonucleoprotein 70 kDa-like. Bases 168 to 1700 code for a protein of 510 amino acids. Lineage: Eukaryota; Viridiplantae; Streptophyta; Magnoliopsida; Fagales; Juglandaceae. The transcript has 11 exons. Gene Ontology annotation, cellular component: precatalytic spliceosome; U1 snRNP; U2-type prespliceosome. Gene Ontology annotation, molecular function: U1 snRNA binding; mRNA binding. Gene Ontology annotation, biological process: mRNA splicing, via spliceosome. The record is from RefSeq and is a predicted model, not a curated record.